Molecule: messenger RNA, 2445 nt
Organism: Hemisphaericaspora subhashii
Lineage: Eukaryota; Fungi; Ascomycota; Pichiomycetes; Serinales; Debaryomycetaceae
Gene: MCD4
Product: mannose-ethanolamine phosphotransferase
Exons: 4
Coding region: 1-2445 (814 amino acids)
Biological process (GO): GPI anchor biosynthetic process
Cellular component (GO): endoplasmic reticulum membrane
Molecular function (GO): mannose-ethanolamine phosphotransferase activity
Source: RefSeq, a predicted model, not a curated record
AUGAACAAGAAUCUUCAUGGUAUGGACCAUCAUAUAUCCACCACAACACCACCAGCAAAAAGAUUAUUCCUUAUAGUAGGAGAUGGUCUUCGAGCCGAUAAGACUUUUGCUAAAUUAACUCAUCCAACCAAUGGAGAAUCCAAAUAUUUAGCCCCUUAUUUACGUUCCCUUGUUGAAAAUAAUGCAACUUGGGGUAUUUCCAACACCAGAAUGCCUACAGAAUCAAGACCAGGUCAUGUGGCUAUGAUAGCUGGGUUUUAUGAGGAUGUUUCUGCUGUGACCAAGGGGUGGAAAGAGAAUCCCGUUGAUUUUGAUUCAUUCUUCAAUCAAUCUAAACAUACUUAUUCAUUUGGAUCUCCUGAUAUUUUACCCAUGUUUGCCUAUGGUGAUGGGGUUGUACCUGGUAGGAUUGAUGUAUGUAUGUAUGGACAUGAAUUUGAGGAUUAUACUCAAAGUUCAAUCGAAUUAGAUCUGUUUGUGUUUAAACAUUUUGAUGAAUUGUUAGCUAAUCUGACUUGGAAUAAUACUUUACAUCAAGAAUUAACUCAAGAAGGUAAUGUAUUUUUCUUACAUUUAUUAGGACCAGAUACUGCUGGUCAUGCAUAUCGUCCUUACUCGGCGGAAUAUUAUGAUAAUAUAGAAUAUAUUGAUCAAAAAUUACAAGAAUUAAUCCCAAGAAUAAAUGAAUUCUUUGGUGAUGAUAAAACCGCAUUCGUAUUCACCGCCGAUCAUGGUAUGUCCGAUUUUGGAUCUCAUGGAGAUGGACACCCAGAUAAUACCAGAACUCCAUUAAUUGCCUGGGGUGCUGGAAUCAAUAAACCAAAACCUUUAGCCGAAUUACCGACUGCACAAAGACAAGAACAAAUCACAAAACAAACCCCUGCCAAUUCCGGCUUUGAAGAUGAUUAUUUCAAUACUUGGGAUCUCGAUCAUUUAUCUCGUCAAGAUGUAAAUCAAGCAGAUAUAGCUUCCCUAAUGGCAUAUCUCAUCGGAGCAAACUACCCAGCAAACUCAGUCGGUGAAUUGCCUUUAAGUUAUCUCGAUGCUGACCAAUCGACAAAACUCGCAGCAUUAUAUGCUAAUGCAUUGGCAAUUGUCGAACAAUAUCAUGUUAAGGAACAAGAAGUUUAUGAAUCACAAUUUAAAUUCAAACCAUAUGAACCAUUUGAACAUAAAGCCAUAAAACAAUAUCGUGAAGAAAUAGAAUCGUUGAUAAAUGAUUUACGCACGAUUCUGGAUUUGGAUGAACAAGUGAAGGCACAUAUUGAACAUAAGGCAAUUUCAUUGACGGAGGAAUUGAUGAAACGGGCUUUGGAUGGUUUGAAUUAUUUACAGACUUAUAAUUGGUNACGCACGAUUCUGGAUUUAGAUGAACAAGUGAAGGCAGAUAUUGAACAUAAGGCAAUUGCAUUGACUGAAGAAUUGAUGAAACGGGCUUUGGAUGGUUUGAAUUAUUUACAGACUUAUAAUUGGUUAUUACUUCGUUCGAUUGUUACAUUGGGAUUCUUUGGUUGGAUUGUUUAUUCAUUUAUUAUUUUUUUGAAAUUGUUUAUAUUGACCCCGGGGGAUUUAGAGAAAUAUAAACCAAAAACGAUUUCUAUCCCCUUGGUGGGGGGUUUCGGUGGGGUGGGGUUGGUGAUUAAUUAUAUUUUAUUUUAUCAACGGUCUCCAUUUAAUUAUUAUAUGUAUGCUAUUUUCCCGUUGUUUUUUUGGUAUAAUAUCUUUAAUGAAACUGAAUAUUUACUGAAUGGAAUUGAUCAUUUCUUACAUGGGGUCUCGGGGAUGACGAAAUUUUUGAUUGUGAUUUCAUUUGUGGGGAUCAACUCAUCAUUUAUCAAAUCUCAACGAUCCCAAUCAUCCUUGUUAUUACAAUGGCUUGUGAUUGAAACAUCACUCAAGGUAUCACAUUUGGAUAUCAUCACGUCACGGAAAUUAACCGGAACAUUACCCCCCGGGUAUUGGUUACAAGUGAUUAGAAUUACUAUUAUUGGGUUUUUCUUCCUCCAGUUGGCAUUCUUCGGCACCGGGAAUAUUGCUAGUAUUUCCUCAUUCUCGUUGGAUUCGGUAUAUAGACUCAUACCCAUCUUUGACCCGUUCUCGAUGGGGGCAUUAUUGAUGAUAAAAUUGAUUAUACCCUAUGUGUUGUUGAGUACUUGUUUGGGAAUCAUGAAUCAUCAAUUGGAAAUUAGGAAGUUUACUAUAAGUACGUUGAUUAUAUCCACUAGUGAUUUUCUUAGUUUGAAUUUCUUCUUUUUGGUCAAGACGGAAGGAAGUUGGUUGGAUAUUGGCGUAAGUAUUUCGAAUUAUUGUUUGGCGAUUUUGAGUUCGUUGUUUAUGUUGAUUUUGGAAUUGGUUAGUUCGGUGAUUUUGAAAGGGGUGGAGUAUUCGGAUGAGGAGCAGGUGGAGAAGGAGGAUGGUGAUGGGGAUAGAGUUAAAGUAGAAUAG